UUAGUGUAAAGAUAAAAGUGAAAUCAAUAGUACAGUCCUGAACCUCCUUCCUUUUUUAAAGAGUACUUUUGAAAUAAGUACCUUUCCCCCAAUAUGGUUUGUGUUUAAGUUUUAAUAAAAUCGGGAGGUGAAAGAGAACACGUGAUGGUGUGUUGAUGAGGUGGUCUAAUAGUGAUCAUCAAGCAGGCAAUAAAGACUAGUAAAGCAGUUUUUUAUGGUUAACAUUCUUUAAAAAAGAAAAGACAAUUUGAAGAUACAGAUGGAUUUCUUUUUUUUUAAACAGAGGGUUGAUCCCAUUAUUGCCAAAAUGUGAAUCUAACAUAAACAAAGUAGUAUUUUCUUGUGACAAAUUUACAUUUUAUAGGAGGGAUAGAGAUUUCAGCCUGCCUUUUUCCCCUUAGUAAUUGUGAAUUUAUCACCAAAGGAAUAAACAGAAGUGUUAGGUGGACUGUGCAAGCAAAGGCAAAAAGGUCUAACAUGCAAAGAGCAGAAAAUGGGAAAGCCACCUUUCUGCUGACAGCGAAGUGUUGUGUUGCUGAAACAAUGUACAACUAAACCCAUACACUUGCUUAAGAAUUUUUUUAAGAGUAGUAAGACUAAUCUGACAAUAGAUGAAGCAGCUAUUACACUAAGUAAUCGGCUAAACACUAAUGCUGUCCUAUCUGCUCCCAUGAGAUAAAGAUACCCUAUCUACCACAAAAUAAAAAUACUUAAUUUUCUCACCUUAGAAUUCAGAAGAGAACAAAGAAGCAGCAUUAUCUUAGAAUUGCUCUCUAGUCUGCCUUAGUUCUUUUAUGGAACGAGACAGUCCUUUGAAAGUCCAUUAUGUGGAACAGAAUUUCAGAGAAUAGAUUAUCUGACACUUUGUAAAUCUAUGGGUUUGCUUACCUGAUAUGAGGAUUCAUAGCAGAAAAGAGGUCUGGGGCGAGGGGCUGCUUUUCUGCUCCCAGUAUUUUUUAUUUUGGUAGAUUUAUCAUUUUCAUGAUUUUUUUUUAAUGGAGUAAAAAAAAGGGAUCUAUUUGACCUCUGUUUUCAGAUAUACUGGCAGUUUUCCUUACACUACUAUUCAUUUUCUCAUCUGUUUCUCCUUUUCAUGUUGUGUACUACAAGUUCCCAAGCAACUCAACGUUUGCAAACACAGCUAUGGAUAUACUAUUUGCUUUACAAGUUACCUGGAAAUCCAGGUCUCUGUUUUUUUGUUACUCUUCCCCUCCCCUCUGUUUCUUAAUCACAUAUAACUAACAACAUUUAUGGUUAUGGGUUGAUUUACAAGUUCCUAAGUCUGUGGCUGAUGGUUUGUAGCCUCUAAGCAAGGGAAGAAUGAGUAGUCAGGAACUGGUCGCUGUAAGUGGGAGGGAACAUACAACAAGGUCUUCUACUAUAAAGCAGUUCCCUGCUUCUCGAUUAGCAUGAAUGUUAGUAGGCAGAGACCAAGAAUUCAGGAUGGUUGGUGGCCAGAUACUUGUGGACAGAGAUGGUGUUUUAUUUAGUUUUAUUUUAGAUUUUUUGAGAACUCACCAGCUUUUAUUACCUACUGAAUUUUCAGACUAUCUUAGGCUUCAGAGAGAGGCUGUUUUCUAUGAACUUGAUUCUCUGGUUGAUCUCUUAAAGCAAGAACUUCUGCUACAGCCAAAACUUGGUGCUCUUGGAGGCGCACUUCUUAUGCUGAGAAACACUCAGGCUUUUUUUAGAGUAUUUGGCUCUUGCAGCAAAACAAUUGAGAUGCUAACUGAGAAGACAGUGUUUAUAGAGCAACCUUCAGCACCUACCUGGAGUACUAUCCCUCAGAUGACCUUACUUCCACUGCCUCCACAAAGACCUUAUCAGGACCUGGUUUUCCAGUGUGGCUCUGACAGCACAACUGAUAAACUGGAAUCAACUAGGUAUGUUUCUAUAAAACCUGAUAACCAAAAAUUGGCCAAUGGAACUAAUGUCCUUGGCCUACUGAUUGAUACUUUACUAAAGGAAGGCUUCCGUCUUGUCAGCACUAGAACUGUAUCCUCUAAAGACAAAACUGAACGCUAUAGCUUUGAAAGGAUAAAAAGGCCUCAAGCCGUCGCCGUGAGCAAAACACUGAAACCAGAGACCACCAUCAUGCCAGAGCACACUCAGAAGAAGUUGUCUAUUCUCUUUUAGAGUUAUUAAUGUUUUUCUUGUUUGGAAACUCCAUGUUUGGGGCAUGUAUGUUAGUCAAAUCUAUACUCAGUCUAAUUUUUCAGCCUCAUCUCCUAUCAUGCAUCUGUAUGCAACCACCCCCCAACAGUGCCUAGCUACACUGAACUGCUUGAUGUUCCCUAAGCAAUACUAUGUACUUGGUGCUUUGGCACAUGUUCCUUCUACCUUCAAUGCUUCUUUGCCUUUCUCUUCUACAUGAAGACAGCUUUUAAGAAUGGGUUUUGGAAUUAGACUGCUUGGUUUCUAAUCCCAGCUGUGUGAUUUCGGCAAGUCAUUUAACUUCUUUGAGCCUCAACUUCUUCAUCUAUCAAAUGAAGAUAAUAAAGGUAUCUCCCUCAUAGGAAGGUACUAAUUCGAUGUUAGUGAUAAUGAUGAAGAUGGAUGGUUCACUUUUAAUUGCACCUCUUUUGUGAGGCCUUCCUCCUUCCCCAAGCCUAUUACUCAACCCUUUCUUCUGUAUAGACUUACAUGCAAUCAUACAAACCAAUUUUUCUCAUUUGAAUAUGAGCUCCUUGAUGCACUCAACAGUUUUUAACACUACUCUGUGUAAAAGCACUGUGCUAAACACUUGGUGAAAGCAAUAAUACCUUUGCUGCCCUGGUAGCACAGUGUUUCAGUGGUCAGCUGCUAACCUAAAGGUUUUGGCGAUUCGAACCCACCCACUGACUCCACGGGAGAAAGACCUAGCAAUCCAUUCCUAUGAAGAUUAUAGCCUAGAAAACCCUAUGGGACAGUUCUUUUGCAUGGGGUCACUAUGAGUCGAGGGAGAGCACCUAACAACAAUGUGUAAAAGCACUAUACUAAACACUCAGUGAAAGCAGUAAUCCCUUUGUUACUAAUCAGCACCUAUAUCUGGUGAAAAGCUUUGGAAUAACCUCUACCAACGUUUAAAAUACACGUAUACUUUGACUCGGUGGUUCCUCUUCUAGGUGUAUGUGUCAUUUAAACACUUGGAUAAAUACAUACAAAAGGAACCACUAAGGUAAAGUACACCAUGUACUUUGCACAUAGCAUGGUUAAAAACUGCUGAAGGAAGCAAUUGAGCACUGUUUUUAAAAGUACAAUUCAUUCAUUCAAAAACACUUUUUAAACAUCGGUUGGACAUUAUACUAAGUUUCAGGAUUAAAAAAUGACUAAAGACAAACAUCCUUAUUCUGGAGUUUAUAUUCAAGUGAGAAAACGCAUCAUCAUAACAAAAGAUUAGAAAUAAACUCAAAAGUUCAUCAACAGCAAACUGGUAAAUUAUGGUUCAUACAAUAAAAUAUGAUGCAGCCUUUGACAAGGAUUGUCAAAAUGUUAUUGUGGGAAAAAAAGCAAGGUGCAGAACAAUGUGUAACAUUUGUAGAAAAAGAUAUAUGUACUUUCUCAUAUAUGCAUAGAGUUUUCAGCAAAGAUACAGGUCACCUGUGGAGAGGGAACCUGGUGAGUAGGGUUUAGGUACAAGAGGAAGAUUUACUUUUCUCCAGACCAUGUGGAUGUAUCAUCUACUUUAAGGGGAGGAAGAAAAAAAAGCAACAGCCAUACCUGAAAGAUUUUCUGUGCGUAUGUGUGUUAGAAUGGGAGGGGCAUGACACAGUUUAUCUAUCAUCCCUCAUACCAACACAAAUUUUACUCUACCAUGAUUCCUGUAAAACCCCCGCACUUAGUAAAGAAGUUGCAUUCCAGAAAUUUCUAGUACUUAC
Molecule: messenger RNA, 3857 nt
Organism: Trichechus manatus latirostris (Florida manatee)
Lineage: Eukaryota; Metazoa; Chordata; Mammalia; Sirenia; Trichechidae
Gene: KCNRG
Product: potassium channel regulator
Biological process (GO): protein homooligomerization; negative regulation of delayed rectifier potassium channel activity
Cellular component (GO): endoplasmic reticulum
Source: RefSeq, a predicted model, not a curated record